Molecule: messenger RNA, 1780 nt
Organism: Stegodyphus dumicola
Lineage: Eukaryota; Metazoa; Arthropoda; Arachnida; Araneae; Eresidae
Gene: Hmbs
Product: porphobilinogen deaminase-like protein l(3)02640
Biological process (GO): heme biosynthetic process
Cellular component (GO): cytoplasm
Molecular function (GO): hydroxymethylbilane synthase activity
Source: RefSeq, a predicted model, not a curated record
CCGGUUAAUGGACAGCGAGGUUUUGUAUGUACUACGGUUUGUCCACGUGUAUGAAAUGAAAAUAGUGUGCUCUAGUUUUCUCUUGCUUGAUGAAAGAACUGGUUGUAUGAAAGAUCGUCCUUUUGAAAGAAAUACUGAUUUGAAAUCAUAUUUUUAAUAUUCUUGACAAAUUUGGAGUUUAAAUACAUUUGUCUUUAUCGUGUAUCUUGAUUGGAGAUGUAAACAAAAAAGGCGUUGACUUCUUUUGUAUAAACAGUGCUUUGAUAAGUCGUAAUACUUCGGGAAAUACUCGUUGCUUAUAAAAAAUAAAAAUUAAAGAUUUUUUCAUUCAUUAUCUAAUGUAAAAAGGUUAAACAGAUUCAUAUUAAUAUAUUGAUUUCAAGAAAAAAAUUUUUUAAAGAAUUUUAAUAUGGAUUUUAAAUUAAUAAAACACUAAUUUUUACAUUUGGUCUUACUGAUUGUAAAAAACAUCAUGGAAGAUAUUAAGGUAGAACAACCUCCAUGCAAGAGAAAAAAAGUUGAAAAUGGUGCUACAAAUGUGUAAACUGUGUGAGCCUGAUUCUAAUAAACAAGAGCACCUAAAAACUUUCAGAAACAAAUACCUAAAUUGUCAAUGGAUCUAGGAAUAUGCAUAAUGAACUUCUUAUGAACCAUUAUUGCCAACAUACAAAGGAGCUGGCUUUAUUCCAGUCUAACUUUGUUGUGGAUUUACUGAAAGAAAAUUAUGGUAGCAUUAAAUAUGAUAUAAUUACUAUGACUACAACCGGAGAUAAAAUACUGGAUGUAGCUUUAUCAAAAAUUGGAGAGAAAAGUUUGUUCACAAAGGAAUUAGAAGUUGCAUUAGAAAAACUGGAAGUGGAUAUAAUUGUUCAUUCUUUAAAAGAUCUUCCAACAAGUUUGCCUCCUGGAAUGGUUAUUGGUGCUAUAUGCAAGAGAGAGAACCCUUUUGAUGUUGCUGUUUUCCCACCUGACAGUAACUGCAAAGAUCUAAAAUCACUUCCACCAGGAAGUCAUUUCAGUGUUAUAGGAACUAGCUCAUUAAGAAGAGUGGCUCAGUUAAGGAAGAUGUACCCAAACUUAGCAUUUCAGUCAGUUAGAGGAAACCUGAAUACCAGGUUACGAAAACUUGAUGAAGAUAAAACUUUUUCAGCUUUAAUUCUAGCUGCCGCAGGUCUCAUUAGGUUAGAUUUGGCUAAUCGUAUUGAUCAGACUUUCACUCCUGAGGAAUGCAUGCAUGCAGUUGGGCAAGGAGCUCUAGCAAUUGAAUGUAGGGAAGACGAUUUGGAAACAAUACAGUUAAUUUCCAAAAUAUCGGAUAAAGAUACAACAUUAUGUUGCAUUGCUGAGAGAUCUUUCAUGAAAACAUUAGAAGGUGGCUGUAGUGUUCCAGUUGCAGUGUAUUCAAAAAUUGAAGGGAAGAAGUUGACUUUACAAGGAGGCGUGUUUAGCCUCGAUGGUUGUAAAAGUAUAAUAGAAAAAAUAUCCACUGAGAUUGAACAUGCAGAUAAAUGUGUUCCAAAACAGCAUUAUGCUGGGGUUAUUGCUCCUCGUCUACCCCAAUAUUGCCUAUGUAAUGCAGAACAUUUAGGUAUGGAACUUGCUGAGCUGUUAUUAUCAAAAGGAGCUGCGGAUAUUUUAAAAGAAGCUAGAGCAAAAAAUGACAGUUCUUAAUAUUGCCAGCAUUUAAAAAUGUACUUAUGUUGAGAAUUGUAAAUUGUUUUAUUUAUUGUUAGAUUUAUUUUUAUAUAUGUAUGUUUUAAAUAAAUUUUAUGAUCUCAAA